AUGGUUAAAUUCUACGAAUCCACCUUUACCUACGACUACUCCUUCCCCGCGGUAACGCUCGCAUACUUCUUGCGAUAUCCGAAUCCGUAUAGCACACACGUGCUCUCCACCGAUGUUAUUUCGCGUGCCAUCGACGGCGCAGGGCGUCUGCAGACUACGCGGAUUCAUCGAAAGUCCUCUCGGCUCCCUCCUGCCGUGCUGAAGCUGCUGCCCAAAAGUGUGUCGGGCAAUGUCAGCGGCGGCCGGUCUGAAAGCUAUAUCUUGGAGACUAGCACAAUCGAUGUCAAGGAGGGCUGGAUGUGGACGGAGAGCAAGAACCUCGAUUGGACUGGUAUUCUGAGCGUGAUUGAGAAGCAGGAGUAUCAGCGGCAGAUCCCAGUUGAUGAGGGUGAUGAUUUUAGCGUUGGGGCUGGCACCACCGGCGUGGUUACAACAGUUAUGUUUAAGAGUCGGCUGGGUGAUCGAUUGAGAGCUAGGGCAACAAGGAAGGGCGAGGCGGCUGUUGCAGAUGCAGAUGAUGAACCCAAGAAGGGGUUCUUGGCGAACUGGAGCAAGACCGGAAUCCAACGCAGCAUCGAAGCCAUUGCGAGUCGAAAAACCGAGAACCAACUGGGCAAGAGCAAAGAGGGUAUGAUGGUCGUCCUUGAAAGAUUGCGGAGUGGCGGCUUAGUCGGUGUCCUUGAGGGAAUGAGAGAGGAUAGGAAAUCGAUGUACGGCCAAGAAGGGAAAUAA
Molecule: messenger RNA, 732 nt
Organism: Venustampulla echinocandica
Lineage: Eukaryota; Fungi; Ascomycota; Leotiomycetes; Helotiales; Pleuroascaceae
Product: MSF1 protein
Exons: 1
Coding region: 1-732 (243 amino acids)
Biological process (GO): phospholipid transport
Cellular component (GO): mitochondrial intermembrane space
Molecular function (GO): phosphatidic acid transfer activity
Source: RefSeq, a predicted model, not a curated record